This is a messenger RNA of Leptopilina heterotoma, 3618 nucleotides long. Its product is annotated as PHD finger protein 14. The record is from RefSeq and is a predicted model, not a curated record. Gene Ontology annotation, biological process: regulation of transcription by RNA polymerase II. Bases 561 to 3281 code for a protein of 906 amino acids. The transcript has 12 exons. Lineage: Eukaryota; Metazoa; Arthropoda; Insecta; Hymenoptera; Figitidae.
CGAACAUGGUUGAAUUUUAUCACUAUUUCUUUGGACAUAAUAUAUUGUUUACAUGCAUGGAAUGGUGGUUACAUGUGUGCACAUAAAUGUCUCAUUAGUGGUUAUUUAAUUAAAAACAAAUAUGUGUAUCGUUUGCAUGAAAAGGGUCAAUUUUGGCAGUAUUGGAAUAUGCUAUAUGAGCAUAUAUUCUUGAUUAAAUGUCGAACAAUUUGAGUGGUCUUUAGGUGAAAAAUUCGUCAAGUUAUAAAGAUUCAAAGUUAGAAGUGCGUCAAAAACCUAAUUUAGAGAAAAACGAGUUUAAAAUUCAAAUCAACGAUUAGUUCGGAUGUUAGUUAAAAAUAAGAUAUAAUAAUUUUGCACGCGAAAAAUGCAUUUAGUAUAGAUAAGUUAAUAAUGAAUUUUUAAAAUUAUAUUUCCAACUCUUUUCUUAAUAUAAGUUUUAACGUCAAAGAUAAAAGUACCGACAUACUACAUAAAAUUUAUUUUAUUAUAGUGCAUAGUUGUGAAAAUCUUUUUGUAUUUUAGUUUUUACUUUUUUAAAGAAAAACGAUUAAAGAAUCAUGAAUUCGUUUGAAAGAGAUCCAAAGAAGAGAAGAGUCAAGCCAGUUGAAUCUGCACAUCAAUCAUUGUUAGAUUUUGAUUUGGGCGAGAGUUCAGAUGACAGUGAUUUUCGAAUAGAGGAUCAUUGUGAAGAGUCAGAUGACGAUUCUGUAGAUUCGAAUGAUGGUGUCAAAGGUGGUGAAGAUGAUUCCGAGGAAUCAGAUGAUUCAUUGGAAGAUCCUUUAUUGGGAAAGAAUAGUACCGGGAUGACUGUUGGAGAUGUUAUUGAACAAGCUCGUCAGCAAGCAGUUAAAGGUGGUCCAAUUGAUGAGAAACUAGCAAAAAUGCUCAUAUGUUGCGGUUGCCUUGGCGAUCGUAGUGACGAUAUCAAUGAAAUUGUUGAAUGCGACGGAUGUGGAAUAACUGUUCAUGAAGGUUGCUAUGGAGUAUCGGACGUGGAAAGUUUCUCGAGUACAGAUUCACUAUCUCAAUCGGCGCCCUGGUUUUGCGAGGCUUGCAGUGCUGGGAUCGAUGAUCCAUCAUGUGAAUUGUGUCCAAAUAAAGGUGGCAUCUUUAAAGAGACCGAUGUCGGAAAGUGGGUGCAUUUAGUUUGUGCAUUGUACGUUCCUGGUGUUGCGUUUGGUGAAGUCGAUCGGUUAGCGAGUGUCACACUUUUUGAAAUGGCCUACAGUAAAUGGGGAGCUAAGCAGUGUUCUCUGUGUGAGGAUUCACGAUUCGCUCGCACUGGCGUUUGCAUUGAAUGCGACGCUGGAAUGUGUCACACUUACUUCCACGUUACUUGUGCUCAAAGAGAAGGUCUUCUAUCGGAGGCACAUAGCGAGGAAGUUGACCAGGCAGAUCCAUUCUAUGCUCAUUGUAAAUUACACUCAGACAAAACACUUGUGCGUAGAAGACGACGCAACUGGCUUGCAUUACAAUUACGUGCUCAACAUCGUUAUCAAUUAUUGAAGCAACCCGAACAUCAGGACUCUGAAGAGCAACGUAGAAUUCAACGAAAAUUAGCGAAACAUCGACACAAGUAUUUGGCACACAAAACUUCAAGACCUUCCGCCUGGGUUCCAACUCAAAAAAUGCCCCGACUGUUAACAACAUCUGCCUCUGCCUGUCGACAAUUAACACGAAAAGCUGAAUUAAUGGGAGUCGAUACGAGUGCAUUGGAAGCACAAGAAGCUCAAUUGGUUGCAUUAGUUGAUAUAAGAAAAAAAUGGCACAUUCCGCCUGCUUUUAGUGUCGAAUUCAUUGGGUACUAUUUGGAUAGAAAUUUACGUGUCACUUCCAUGAAAAGAAGACUGGAGGAAUUACUUGACAUUAAUAGUCAACUCCUCAACGAGCAACAGUCGCUCGACAAAAAAUACGAUCAAGUUAUGAAGGAAAAUGAAGAACAAGUUAAGAAUAAUGUUUCAUUAAAGGAAAAAAUUGAAAUGUAUCAUCGAAUUUUAAGAACAGCUGGUUAUCUUAAACCGCUACCAAUAGUGUCCGAUAUUGCAAAACCGAGAGCCCCACCAACUCUAGGUGUGCCAACGGCAGCUGCUUUAAAAAUGGGCGUUGGUUUUCCACUUCCGGUUGGAAAGGGUGAUGGUGGCCGGGAGGGAAGAGUACUUAGUAGUCAAGCUCAGGAUCAGAAUCACAAAGGAGAAUUAACUCUAAGACAUCAGUGUGGAAUUUGUAGAAGAUCAACUAAUCAACAUCUUCUAGCAAAAUGCGACACAUGUCAUCUUCAUUAUCAUCUCUCUUGUCUCAGUCCACCAUUGUCACGGAUGCCGAAGAAAACUAAACUAAUGGGCUGGCAAUGCUCGGAAUGUGAUAAAGAAUCCUCAGGUUCGGAAAUUGAACGCGUUGAUACUUCCGCUCCACGAAAAUUGCGACAUUGCAAAGAUGAAAAUCAUAUAGCUCCACUUCAAGAUUUAACAUCCUCCUUUGUACAGACUCCGACAACUUCUAAAAGUUUUGAAAAUAAUAUUGAUAACACUCCAGAGACUCCCACUGCUCCGAAGUUAACUAUCAAACAAAUGAAUCUUUAUCCAUUGGUGGAGCCGAUGCAGGUUGAUGAAGUUAAUUACAAUCACCAGAUUAAUAAUAUAACGGCGAGAGAAGGUUCACCCGAGUACAUGGUUGCUUCAGCUGAUGGCACUGAAUCGGUUUCUCAGCGAAGCUUGAAAAAGCGAAGAAGAGAAAAACAUAAACGAUAUACACCUGAUCCGAUAACUGGAAUUAAGCAAAGAAAACGGAAGCACAAAAGAAAGAGUUUAGAUAUCGAAAAUCCAGAAGGGCAUCCAGGACAUCCGGAAAUUCAUAGAAGAAUAACAAUUAAGAUAAAACCAAUACCACGACCAGACGGAGAUAUUGCUUCGGAUUCGAGCCCACAAAUGUUUAUUGCAACGUCAACAAGCACUGAAUUUACGCCGAAACCACCAUCACCAAAAUUUCCUGCUCCUUUGCCGCCUCCUCCUCAGAUUGUGACGUCAACACCUGUCAAUACAACUGGCGCUACUGGAAGAUAUUCAGGAAUGAAUAGAAAAAUAAAGGAAGCUGAUCUUCUUACUCAAUGUAAUGUCUGCAGCAAUCCUGGAACAACUCAAAAUUUAGUUAUGUGUGAUGAAUGCAAGAAAUGUUAUCAUUUCACUUGUUUGGAUCCCCCGGUGAAAAAAUCACCAAAACGUCGAGGAUAUUCUUGGCACUGCGCUGAUUGUGAUCCGAGCGCAUCUGAAUCCGAGAAUUAGAAAAAUAAUAAAUUAUUCAUCUUACAACUAUUUAAUCGACUAAUGUGUAAGAUUUAUGUUUGAAGAUGUCAAUCGAAUACAAUUGGUAAGAAGUUUUAGAAUUUCUUACAAAUAAGAAAAAUGAUUAAAUGAAAUUACGACAUAGUCGAAAGCAAUUUUUUCAGUGAUUCAUCUCUACAUUAUUUUUGUAGUAACACACUAGACUUAAUGCAAUUUUCUAAUUAUCGAAAUUACUUCGUUCAUGCGUUUAAUUUAGUAUAUUUUUAACAUAUAAUAUACAAGUAUCUUUGUGUAAGUUUUUUUGUAGAUCUAUUCUCAAUAAAUUGAUUUACAAAAA